Messenger RNA from Cantharellus anzutake, 1383 nucleotides. RefSeq lists its product as uncharacterized. NCBI's taxonomy places the organism in Eukaryota, Fungi, Basidiomycota, Agaricomycetes, Cantharellales, Hydnaceae. The record is from RefSeq and is a predicted model, not a curated record. The transcript is spliced from 6 exons. Bases 1 to 1383 code for a protein of 460 amino acids.
AUGUCAUACUGGCCAUCCCAGUUUAGCGACUAUGGCAGCAUCAAUGCCACCCAGAGUCAACCAGAAAAGCAAGAUCCUAAGGUGACAAAAGAGGCAUACAACCACCGCAUUCAGGAAUUGAAGUGGAGGUUUGAGGAAGAUGUAAAUGCCAUUGCAAACGAAUUUUCAGGUCAGCACGUACAUCGUUCCGCUGCUCAAAUUCGAGGCCAGAUCCUCUAUACGAUGGCAGAGGACAAAAAAACCCGGAGCCCGCAUAUUAGCAAUGCAUGGGCCCACACCACUGCAGAUGUGGGUCGCCUAGACACGGAAUCGUUCACAGACAUGCCAUACGAUACUGCUUACAUGGAUUUGUUAAGGGAUAUCAAGAUGGGGGUGGUUACCCAGGAGGAUGUGGGCAAUCCUCAGACGCCUGAGGAUGAAUACAACCACAAGUUACUGCUGGACGCAGUCUUGGUCAGUCGCCAACACUGUAUGGCCAAGAGGCACAUAAUAUCGCCUGAGCUUAGUGCCCACCGACUAGCGCUUCAUGCAAAGGACCAACUUCAAGAAACUGCUACCCCCAUUCAUGAGACAUGCGGCAUUGAGGUCCUUAUCAUGAUGAUGAAGAGCCUGGUUGAGGACAUCUUUACCCCGUAUGUGUGGGCAACACCGCAUGCCAAGGAGUAUUGGGCGGUUGGGGUGGCCCAAAACAUGACUUCUCGUGCCCAGGAGAUGGAAGGCUUCUGUAUAUCAAACGUUAGAGGCAUGGCCAAGGUCACUGAAGAGACGAUCAAGGAACUACGUAUCAGGCUAGCUAGCCUAACAACGGAUAGGCUUCGCAGUGCAGCGAAGGACAAAUUCGUUGGAAUGAAAUGGGAAAGGGAAGGGUAUCUUCAAUUGGUAUCUGGCUUGAAGCUCAAGAUCGAUUCAUACCUGUUUGAUGAGACAAAGGCACCAAAGUGGCUUAGAAAGGCGGAGUUGAUGAAACUAAUUGAAGGGUGGGAGCGUGGACCUAUCAAGUGGGUAACAGCAUCCAACGACGAAAUCAAGAGUGCCCAACGAGAACUAUCUCGACUUGCAAGGGAGAAAGUGGAUCGUACGGUGUUGUGGGGACAACUCCGUUACAUAUCCGCUGACGCUCCCGAUACUCAUUCUAUCACUAUCCAACACUCCAUACACUCACUCCAUAUUUUUCCAUAUUUUCCCCAUCAUUCCCGACAGCCCCAAGCCAAAUUCCCACGCCCAACCAUGCCGCCAAUUUCACCCCCUCUCCAGAUCUCCAUAACCACACAUACAGCCCAGCCAUUUUUCUACCCGUUGGUGAUGCUAUACCUUCCUCCUUUACCCCCGGAGCACUUCCCAGAAUGGCAACCCCAUAUUCGGAUGGCUCAGCAUGGUGUAUAG